Manihot esculenta (cassava) is the source of this 2208-nucleotide messenger RNA. RefSeq lists its product as uncharacterized. NCBI's taxonomy places the organism in Eukaryota, Viridiplantae, Streptophyta, Magnoliopsida, Malpighiales, Euphorbiaceae. The transcript has a single exon. The record is from RefSeq and is a predicted model, not a curated record. Bases 157 to 1041 code for a protein of 294 amino acids.
CAACUUUUCUUAUUCCACCCUGCUCAAAACCUCACAACAGUAACGGUCUUCGCCUGUUGAGUUCUCUCUGCUAGAAUCCGGCCCAUAUACAAUUUCCAGAUCCCCCAUUGUGUUUCCGUUCAGGAAACGCCAUAAAGGCAGCUCCUUUACUGCAAGAUGUAUGCGAAAGCGAAGUUGUUUUCAUCAACAUCUGUGUUUUUGGACUCACAUGAGAAAACCCAUGAUCACAACGGGCUGAAAAACACUAGAGAUAAACCACAGAUGAAUGGGAAAAAGAGUUUUUGGACUGUGUGUCCGUACUGUUACUACUUGUAUGAGUAUGAUGGGGUUUAUGAGGAGUGUUGUUUGAGGUGUCAAAACUGUAGGAGACCCUUUCAUGGGGUCGCAGUGCCACCGCCACCGGUGGGUAUGGUGGUGGAAGGGAAGGAGCAAUAUUAUUGUGGGGUUGGCUGUUUCCCGUUAAGGUACGAUUUUGAAAGUUGCUUGGGUGGCAAGAAAGGGGAAAGUGGUGACGGUGAAUCUUGCUUGGGUGAGAAGAAAGAAGAUGGUGAGGGAUUAAAAAAAGUUACAGAGGAUGUGGUGGAAAUUUCUGACGAUAGUGAUGGUGAUUUUGACAAUCAAGAGGUGGGAGCAGGAGAGAUGGUGAAGAAUGGGGAAACUAAAGGUGUGGGCUUAGGAGAGAUGGUGAAGAACGGGCUUGAGAGCGUCCAUGGGAGUGUGAGAGCUGGUGAAGCAGGAUCUGUGAUGCGGGGGAGUAGGAGAACUGAGAUAAAGAAAGAUGGGAUGAGGGUGAUGAGAGUGAAGACGGUGGCAAGGAACACGAAGAAGCUCUUGGGAACGGGGAAGAAAAAUAUGAAUCUGAAAUCAAAAGGGAAUCUGGAAACACGACGAGAGGAUAGGGGCGCUGAAUUUGGAGAAGGGGCCGGAGAAAAUCGGACAGAAAGUGGAGACAAAAAUAUAUUUGGGGAGGGAUAUUUUGAUUCCUUCGAUGACUUGGAGUUGUUUCUGGGAGAGAAGGAUUUCUUUGUUGGUUGUGAUUAAUGCAUCUUGAUGGCGGAAACAGCAAAGAUAAUCUCUGUGGAGUUGUUAGGAAAAUCAACUUUUGUCUAUACAGUUACAGCAUAUGUAUGAAACAACAAUGGAGCUAUGAAGUUUGGAAAAAUUGGCUGAAUAUUUUCAUAGUUGGAAAGAGAAAUCAAUUAUAAAAUCAGGGCUAUCUUUAUUUCUCCAUAACGUGAUUUGGUCGGAAAGAGACAAGUUAUGCAAUAGUUAUUGACCUUUCUGCUUUUUAACUUUUAUACAUAACAAAGAAGUAGAGGAAAAUUCUUACUUUUGUUCUUUGACUAAAAUUUUCAGUCAUUGACAUCUCAAGAGAAAAAGAAAAAGAUCUAUGGAAUUGGAUGAUUGAGUAUAACUAUUUGGGUUCUCGAUUAAGUUCAUAUCCUGAAAGUUUUAUAUGAAAAGUAGUUGGAUAAUUCAGUUCGCCAUAGAUGUAUGAUAUCUGCUUCUUUUCCAAUGAUAAUGUCUGCAUCUCUAGUGUUAUGAUUUGUUUCUAUUAUGAAUGGCAAUGAUGAUGAAGUGGAUAUUUCUUUUUUGGCACUUGCUUUUCUAGAAUUAUGAUCUUAAAGAUGUAUAUUAUAAAUUAUGACAACCAUAGGUGACUGCAAUUUAAUCAAGUAGCAAAGGCGCGAGAUGCUAGUAGAAGCUGUAUGUUUUUCAAUUCUUUAGGUUGCAGAAUUCUCUGUUUCACUCAUGUAUCUUAUUUAGAAGUAAUGUUGGCCAGAAAGCUCUAGAGCGCAAUUGAAAAUUUGCAGCCGUUGGAAUGAACAUGCUAAGCUCUCAACUAUUUAUUUCCAUGUAGUGUUCUUUGUCUUGUAUGAGAAAUGGUGAUUGACUAGGCCAGGCUUUGAUCCAAGAGUGCUCGAGUGCUUGUUCCAUACACUAAAGCCUCCUGUUAACUUAAGCUUACUGUCAAAUGUGGGAAUGUUUUCUGUGUAUUUUUCAUCUACUGGCCAAUUGUUCUGUGCUUUGUGAUAUAAAGCUGAACGCAUUGUAAAGAAUAUUUUCCUGACAUAUUUUUCAGAAUGAAAUUUUGUUGAUGAUACUUGUUAGAAAUAAGCCUUAGACCUUCACAGACAUAGGAUGCUACAUAAAGGGGAUACAAGAAAACGUUGAUAAUUCAUUCAGAUAACAAGAUCUUGGUGAAGA